Messenger RNA from Indicator indicator, 2392 nucleotides. It is a transcript of the gene NSUN2, whose product is annotated as NOP2/Sun RNA methyltransferase 2. The record is from RefSeq and is a predicted model, not a curated record. NCBI's taxonomy places the organism in Eukaryota, Metazoa, Chordata, Aves, Piciformes, Indicatoridae. Gene Ontology annotation, biological process: tRNA methylation. Gene Ontology annotation, cellular component: nucleus; cytoplasm. The coding region runs from base 1 to 2382 and encodes 793 amino acids. Gene Ontology annotation, molecular function: tRNA (cytidine-N5)-methyltransferase activity; tRNA binding. The transcript is spliced from 19 exons.
AUGGGCCGCCGGGCUCGCGACCGCAGGCGUCAGCAGCAGCAGCAGCAACGGCAGCAGGACCUGGGCGGCGACGAUGGCGGCAGAAACCAAGCGGGCUGGGCCGGUGGCUACCCCGAGAUCGUCAAGGAGAACGAGCUGUUCGAGCGGUACUACCGGGAGCUGGGUAUCGUGCCUGACGGCGAAUGGGAUGCCUUCAUGGCGGCGCUGAGGGAGCCUCUGCCCGCCACCCUGCGCAUCACCGGCUACCGGAGCCACGCCAAAGAGAUUCUUCACUGCUUGAAGGAAAAGUACUUCAAAGAACUGCAGGACUUGGAGGUGGAUGGCCAAAAAGUCGAAAUGCCGCAAGCACUGAGCUGGUACCCAGAAGAGUUAGCCUGGCACACUAACUUAAGUAGAAAAAUCUUGCGCAAGUCACCACAGUUGGAGAAGUUUCAUCAGUUUCUGGUUAGCGAGACAGAAUGCGGAAACAUCAGUCGUCAGGAGGCUGUUAGUAUGAUCCCACCUCUGCUACUUAAUGUUAGCCCUCAUCAUAAGAUUCUAGAUAUGUGUGCUGCACCUGGAUCUAAGACUGCACAACUUAUUGAGAUGUUGCAUGCAGACAUGAAUGUUUCUUUUCCUAAGGGGUUUGUAAUUGCUAACGAUGUCGACAACAAGCGCUGCUAUCUGCUGGUUCAUCAGGCUAAGAGAUUAAACAGUCCAUGCAUCAUGGUGGUAAAUCAUGAUGCCUCCAGCAUUCCUAAUCUACAAAUAGAUGUUGAUGGAAGAAAAGAGGUCCUCUUCUAUGACAGGAUUUUAUGUGAUGUUCCCUGCAGUGGAGAUGGGACCAUGAGGAAAAACAUUGAUGUAUGGAAAAAAUGGACAACACAAAACAGUUUGCAGCUUCAUGGAUUGCAGUUAAGAAUUGCAACCCGUGGUGUUGAGCAGCUGGCAGAAGGCGGGAGAAUGGUAUAUUCUACGUGUUCACUGAAUCCUAUUGAAAACGAAGCUGUGAUUGCAUCUCUGCUGGAAAAGAGUCAAGGUGCCUUAGAACUUGCUGAUGUCUCUUCUGAGUUACCGGGUUUGAAGAGGAUGCCAGGAAUUACAAAAUGGAAGGUUAUGUUGAAAGAUGGACAGUGGUUGGAAGAGUGGAAAGAUGUGCCUUCAAAUAGACAAACACAAAUACGUCCCACUAUGUUUCCAGUAAAAGAUGAAGAGAAGCUCAAGGCAAUGAAUCUAGAGCGUUGUCUCAGGAUAUUGCCACAUCACCAGAACACAGGAGGUUUCUUUGUGGCUGUGUUAAUAAAAAAAUCUCCAAUGCCAUGGAAUAAGCGCCAGCCUAAGGUUCAUCGGAAAUUGCCACAAACAGGAGAUUCUGAAGCGUCAGCAGUUAAUUCAGAUAAUGGUUGUGAAUGUGUUCCUGGAGAACCAGCACUUGAUGAAAAUGAGGAGUCUAAAGAAACUCCAGAACUGCAGAACUUGGACACUGAGCAAAGCAAAAAGGAACGAGUAUGUGGACCACCACCAUCUAAAAAAAUGAAGUUGUUUGGUUUUAAAGAAGACCCUUUUGUGUUUCUCCCUGAAGACGAUCCAUUGUUCCUUCCUAUCCAGACAUUCUAUGCAUUGGACCCAUCAUUUCCCAAGAUGAAUUUGCUAACUCGAACUCAAGAAGGAAAGAAGAGACAGCUGUACAUGGUUUCUAAGGAGCUAAGGAAUGUGCUGCUGAACAAUAGUGAGAAGAUGAAGGUUAUUAACACGGGGAUAAAAGUCUGGUCUCGCAACAGUGAUGGCGAACAAUUUGGAUGCGCUUUCAGAUUAGCACAAGAGGGAAUUUAUACUCUCUACCCAUUCAUUCAUGCAAGGAUUAUAAAUGUCUGCAUAGAUGAUGUUAAAAUUCUGCUAACCCAGGAAAAUCCAUUCUUAAGUAAAUUUAGCAGUGAAACACAGAAGAAAGUCAAAGACAUGGCGAUGGGCAGUAUAGUUCUGAAGUACGACCCGGACCCUGGAAAACCUGGUGAUCUUCAGUGUCCUAUAGUGCUGUGUGGUUGGCAAGGAAAGACAUCACUCCGUGCCUUUGUGCCCAAGAAUGAGAGACUUCAUUACCUGAGGAUGAUGGGAGUUGAAGUGUUUAAAGCAAAGAGGAAAGAGGAGGAAUCAGAAAGUAAAACAGAGGAAGAAGUUCAACACAGGCUGGCACGAACAGAGGAAGGAAUGGACGUGGAAGAUAAAGAACAUGAUUUAGUCAUAAAAAUGGAAGCAGAAGUAGGUGAAGAAUCAUCCCACAGUCCCGUGGAAAGCAGUACUAUGGAAACAGAAAAUGAGGAUUUAGAUCAACCUAGUAAAAAUGGCAACAGUCAUAUAAGCCAGGAAAACAAAAACAUAGGUACAAUUAACAUUGAAAAUUAAUUUCUUUAUC